Elephantulus edwardii (Cape elephant shrew) is the source of this 3861-nucleotide messenger RNA. It is a transcript of the gene AOX1, whose product is annotated as aldehyde oxidase 1. The transcript is spliced from 33 exons. Lineage: Eukaryota; Metazoa; Chordata; Mammalia; Macroscelidea; Macroscelididae. Gene Ontology annotation, molecular function: FAD binding; iron ion binding; 2 iron, 2 sulfur cluster binding. The record is from RefSeq and is a predicted model, not a curated record. The coding region runs from base 1 to 3861 and encodes 1286 amino acids.
AUGCCUUGCCCCACAAGAUCAGAUGAGUUGGUGUUCUUUGUGAAUGGGAGGAAGGUGAUCGAGAGGGAUGCAGACCCAGAAGUGACUCUCCUAACCUUCCUGCGAAAGAAUUUACGCCUCACCGGAACCAAGUAUGCCUGUGGAAGAGGAGGCUGUGGGGCAUGUACUGUGAUGGUGUCCAGGCACGACCCGUCAUCCAAGAAGAUAAGACACUUCUCAGUCACUGCCUGCCUGGUGCCCAUCUGCUCACUGCAUGGAACUGCUGUCACCACUGUGGAAGGCGUUGGAAGCAUCAAAACUAGGAUUCACCCCGUUCAGGAGAGGAUCGCCAAGAGCCAUGGCACCCAGUGUGGAUUCUGCACCCCUGGGAUGGUGAUGUCCAUGUACACGCUCCUGAGGAAUCACCCAGAGCCCUCAGAGGAGCAGCUCAUGGAAGCCCUUGGGGGCAACCUGUGUCGUUGCACUGGGUAUCGGCCAAUUCUUGCCAGUGGAAGAACCUUCUGCAUGGCUUCAAAUGACUGUCAAGAGAAAGGGAAAGGAAAAUGCUGCUUGGAUCAAGAAGAAAAGGAUUCCUCCUCACUUGACAGGAAAAGUGAGAUGUGCACUGAAUUAUUCGUAAGAGAGGAGUUUCAGCCCUUGGACCCUACCCAGGAGCUCAUAUUCCCCCCAGAACUCUUGAGAAUGUUGGAGAACCCAGAAAAACGCACCUUUACUUUUCAUGGAGAAAGAGUCACUUGGAUCUCCCCUGGGACCCUCAAGGAGCUCCUGGAGCUGAAAGUGAAACACCCUGAAGCCCCCCUCAUCCUGGGCAACACCUCACUUGGACCUGCCAUGAAAUCUCAAGGGUGUUUUCAUCCAAUUCUUCUCUAUCCUGUUAGAAUUUCCGAGCUCUAUGUGGUAUCUAAAGCAAGCGAUGGACUGACAAUCGGUGCUGGCUGCAGCCUGGCCCAGGUGAAGGACCUCUUGGCUGAGACGGUUUCCAGCCUCCCAGAGGAGAAGACGAAGGCAUACCGAGCCCUCCUAAAACAGCUGAAGAGCCUGGGAGGCCAGCAGAUCCGGAAUAUGGCAUCCUUAGGGGGACAUGUUGUAAGCAGGCAUUGCUACUCAGACCUGAAUCCAAUUCUAGCUGUGAGCAGUGCUACUCUCAACCUGAUAUCAGAAGAAGGGAAACGGCAGAUUCCUCUGAAUGAACAUUUUCUUGCUGGGUUGGCAAGCGCAGACCUUAAGCCAGAGGAAAUUUUGGAAUCUGUGUAUAUCCCUCAUUCUCACAAGUGGGAAUUUGUGUCAGCCUUCCGACAGGCCGAGUGCCGACAAAAUGCCUUGGCUGAUGUGAAUGCUGGUCUGAGAGUCGUCUUUGAAGAAGGCACAGACACCAUCGCAGGCCUGAGCCUAGCCUAUGGAGGGGUGGGGGCUGCCACCAUCAGUGCCCCCCAGACCUGCCAGCAGCUCCUUGGGAGGCACUGGAACCAGCUAAUGCUGGAUGAGGCCUACAGGCUGCUUCUGGAGGAAAUCUCUCUCCCAGGUUCAGCUCCGGGAGGGAAGGUGGAAUUCAAGAGGAGUCUGAUUGUCAGCUUCUUCUUCAAGUUCUACCUACAAGUUUUGCAGGAACUCAAAGAACUACGGAGGCUAUUCCCUAAAUCUGACAGCUGCCAUUACCCUGAAGUUGCAGACCGAUUCCUAAGUGUUCUAGAAGACUUCUCCAUCAACUUACCACAGGGAGUCCAGACAUACCAGUGUGUGGAUUCUCACCAGCCUCCCCUGGAUCCUGUUGGACGCCCCAUCAUGCACCUGUCAGGUCUCAAACAUGCCACAGGGGAAGCCAUAUUCUGUGAUGACAUUCCUGUCGUGGAUAAAGAACUGGCCAUGGCUUUGGUGACCAGUACCAGGGCUCAUGCAAAAAUCAUAUCAAUUGAUUCGUCUGAAGCUCUAGAACUACCAGGAGUAGUAGAUGUGAUAACAGCAGAGGACAUUCCAGGCACCAAUGGUGCCGAAGAUGACAAACUGUUGGCUGUAGAUAAGGUACUAUGUGUGGGCCAGAUUGUCUGUGCUGUGGUGGCAGAGACAGAGGUGCAGGUGAAGAGGGCAGUUGAGAAGAUAAAGAUCACCUACAAAGACCUGGAGCCUGUGAUCUUCUCUAUUGAGGAUGCUGUAAAACAUAAUUCAUUCCUCUGCCCUGAAAAAAAACUUGAGCAAGGAAACAUUGAAGAGGCAUUUGGGAAAGUUGAUCAAAUUGUUGAAGGGGAGGUCCACGUUGGAGGUCAGGAACAUUUUUACAUGGAGACACAAAGAGUACUUGUCAUUCCAAAGACAGAGGACAAAGAACUGGACGUUUAUGUGUCUACUCAGGAUCCAGCCCAUGUGCAGAAAACUGUGUCCUCCACGCUAAGCAUCCCCAUCAACAGGAUCACCUGUCACGUGAAACGAGUCGGUGGGGGUUUUGGAGGAAAGACAGGAAGACCAGCUGUAUUUGGGGCUAUUGCGGCUGUGGGUGCUAUGAAAACUGGUCGCCCCAUUCGUCUUGUUCUUGAUCGUGAAGAUGAUAUGUUAAUAACUGGGGGAAGGCAUCCGUUAUUUGGAAAAUAUAAAGUGGGCUUCAUGAACAGCGGGCGCAUCAAAGCUCUGGACAUUGAGUGCUACAUUAACGGAGGCUGCACGCUGGAUGACUCAGAGAUGGUAACAGAAUAUCUCAUCUUAAAAAUGGAAAAUGCAUAUAAAAUUCGCAAUCUCCGGUUCCGGGGACGUGCAUGCCUGACCAAUUUACCAUCCAACACAGCCUUCCGUGGGUUUGGCUUCCCCCAAGGAACCCUGGUAACAGAAUCUUGCAUCACAGCUGUGGCAGCUAAAUGUGGCCUCCCUCCAGAAAAGAUUAGGGAGAAAAACAUGUACAAGACAGUUGAUAAGACCAUCUACAAACAAGCAUUCAGCCCGGAGAAUCUGAUCAGAUGCUGGAAUGAAUGUCUGGUCCAGUCUUCCUUCCACAGCAGAAGGCUGCAGGUGGAAGAGUUCAAUAAGAAGAAUUAUUGGAAGAAGAAAGGCAUUGCUAUUGUCCCUAUGAAGUUUUCAGUUGGCUUUGCCGCAACAAGCUACCAUCAGGCAGCUGCUCUCGUUCACAUCUACACUGAUGGGUCUGUGUUGGUCACACAUGGAGGCAAUGAACUGGGACAAGGGAUCCACACCAAAAUGCUACAGAAUGCUUGUCAGGUCCUUCUGAAACGCCUUGAGCCCAUCAUGAAGAAAAAUCCUGAAGGUACCUGGGAAGAUUGGAUAGAAGCUGCAUUUGAGCAAAGAAUCAGCCUUUCAGCCACUGGAUACUUCAGGGGCUACAAAGCCUUCAUGGACUGGGAGAAGGGAGAGGGAGACCCAUUUCCUUACUAUGUCUACGGCGUUGCCUGUUCAGAGGUUGAAAUUGACUGCCUCACUGGAGCCCACAAGAAAAUCAGAACAGACAUUGUGAUGGAUGCGUGUUGUAGCCUAAACCCAGCUAUUGACAUCGGACAGAUUGAAGGUGCAUUUGUGCAGGGCAUGGGCCUUUACACCACCGAAGAGCUGAAGUACUCCCCAGAAGGUGUCCUCUACUCCCGGGGCCCAGAUGAGUACAAGAUUCCAACCAUCACUGACAUCCCGGAGGAGUUCAACGUGUACUUGCUGCCAUCAUCACACACCCCACUAACCAUCUAUUCAUCCAAGGGCCUUGGGGAGUCAGGGAUGUUCCUGGGAUCAUCUGUGUUCUUUGCCAUCAUUGAUGCUGUGACCACAGCACGCAGGGAGAGAGACAUUGCCGAGGACUUCACAGUGAGGAGCCCAGCAACGCCAGAAUGGGUUCGAAUGGCCUGUGCAGACCGCUUCACGGAGAUGGUAUGA